UCACUGCCGUCUUUGCUGGACUGGGUGCUCUCCGAACUCACCGGGAGGGCAGGUCGGGGAAUGCUCCUCCGACGACCACCGUCAACCUGGGUGUUUAAGGAGCGGAUCGGUGUUGUGAAAUGCUUGCAAUCAUGCUUUUUUUUUUCCUACCUUUUUUAUUUGAAGUUAUCCCGCCGCGAAACUCCCGGUCGACUUCAUGGAUGAUACGACUUUUUGAUACCCUUGCCGUGGCGGGAUGUGUUACGAUGAACGUGCCUACUCUGGCGCUAAUUAAUGCCGCGCGACUCGCGAACAGCCCAAGAAAUCAGUUUACUUUUGUCUGGAAUCAUUCAAGUGAAAGACCCGUAACUGUCUUAUGCUUGUUUGAAUCCAAUUUUAACUGCUGGACUGAAAAAGAACUCUUCUUUCUCCACAUGACAUGAAGUAGUAUGAUAGUACGAUAUGUAGUAGAUCGGUAGUCUUGUUUCUCUG
Aspergillus candidus is the source of this 471-nucleotide messenger RNA. RefSeq lists its product as uncharacterized. The coding region runs from base 120 to 422 and encodes 100 amino acids. NCBI's taxonomy places the organism in Eukaryota, Fungi, Ascomycota, Eurotiomycetes, Eurotiales, Aspergillaceae. The transcript has a single exon. The record is from RefSeq and is a predicted model, not a curated record.